Messenger RNA from Pieris macdunnoughi, 1581 nucleotides. The record is from the annotation of a GenBank genome assembly. Lineage: Eukaryota; Metazoa; Arthropoda; Insecta; Lepidoptera; Pieridae.
AUGCGAUACAGUCUACUCCUAGCAAUCAUUAUUGGGACGUUGAAAUUUAAUGACGCUUUACGGAUUCUAGUCUUCUUUCCUAUUUCAUCAAAGAGUCACAGUAUAUUGGGGUAUGCAGCAGUGGACCAUCUACUGAAGGCUGGUCAUGAGGUGGUGCAUAUAACCUCAUUCCCUAGGGAAACCCUUAACCCAAAUUACACAAGAGUGAUCGAUGUAUCAGAAGUUGGUCGACAAACAAAAUCAGCUACAUUAAACAACAAAGAGGGCUACACAAUCGGAUCACAAACAACACGAAAGCUUGGGUUCAAGGACGCACUUCUUUUCACUUAUGAAACCCACCGACGAACAUUUGAUCAUCCAGAAGUAAUUGAACUCUUAAGCGACCCAAAUGAGAGGUUCGACGCUGUCAUCGCAGAUUGGGUCCACUCGGAUUACGUGAUGGGGAUUGCUCCGUUGCUCCAAACACAUUUAAUCUGGCUGGGAACAACUGACGCCUACUGGGAAAUACUACAAUUGAUAGACGGGAUACCAAAUCCAGCUGUUUACAUUGACCUGUACUCAAAUAAUGUAACACCGUUAAGCUUCUGGAAUAGAGCAAAGGAACUUUACUAUGUCAUAGAAAGGUGUAUUUUUAGAAGCCUCUGGAUAACUCCAAAUGAGAAAGCCAGCUACUACAACCAAUUUGGAGCAAUGGCAAAGAAACGUGGUGUUGUAAUGCCUUCAUAUGAAGAUGCCCAUUAUAACGCAUCACUCAUGUUUCUAAAUACGCAUCCUACCCUUGGAACACCUUUCAAACUGCCACAAAACGCUAAAUGCAUAGCUGGUUAUCACAUUAGUGAACAUAUACCGCCACUACCUCAGGAAUUCCAAAAAAUCAUGGACAACGCUAAACAUGGAGUAAUAUACUUCAGCAUGGGCUCAAAUCUACGAAGCAUGGACAUGACUGCCUUUAUGAAAACAUCUAUAAUGAAUAUGUUCGGACAAUUGAACGAAACUGUAAUAUGGAAAUAUGAGAGUGAUUGGGAUAACAUCCCAAGUAACGUACACUUGGUAAAAUGGGCGCCUCAGCAGAGUAUAUUAGCGCACCCAAACUUAAAACUCUUUAUCACCCAUGGUGGUCAACUAUCAACGAUAGAAGCCAUACAUUUCGGAGUACCAAUCAUAAGUAUACCGGUGUGUGGCGACCAGAUGAUGAACUCUGUGACUUUGAAGAAUAAAGGCUAUGGCAUAUCAGUCGACUUAAGUAGGACAAGAUUGGCAUCUGAUCUUCUAGCAGCUAUAAAUACAAUGAACGCUAAUCCAAAAUAUAAAAUGAAAGCAAAAGCACUAUCAGAGGCAUUUCUCACCCGACAACAAAACCCAGGUGAAGAGCUGGUCUUUUGGGUGGAGUAUGUCGUUAAAACAGGAGGAGCAACAUUCUUACGGUCUCCAGCUUUGUCUAUACCAAUUUACAAGAAACUAUACUUAGAUUUAAUUGCAUUAAUAUUAAUAUGUCAUUAUGUACUAAAAAAGUAUGUGUGGGUAGCUUUUAAACUUCGUAUCUGUAGUAAAGUAAUUGAUAAAAAGAAAAAGCUAAAGUAG